AGUUGUGUCGCUCCUCCAAGGAAGCCGCGGAGGUGGCGCCUGGGAGAAAAGCCCAGCAGAAAAAGGAAAAAAGGAAGUAGAAAGGGAAGAGGGAAAAUGAACCAGGAGCUGGGGGAGCCCGCGAUAAGGUGGCCGGCGGGGAAAGGAAGCAGGUUCCGCAGCUGCUUUCUCGCACCCCUUGCGUGAACGCCCUCUCCUCUGCCACCCCAGUAAAUAAGUGGGUGUCGCCUGAACUGAACAGCAAGAGGAAAGCCAGCCAAGUGAGAGUACAGCUCCUCUGUCACUGCCGCCCCCUUGCAAGUCUGGCGGCUUCUAGUGGGGCCAGACACUGCGCCCCAGGCGCCCUGCAGAUGGGGUGGACCGGGACCCGGAGCUCAAGCCACGGGUGACCCGCGCUGGCCGACCGGCCUGUCGCGCUUGCGGAUGAUGCUAGGCGGAGGAGCCCUGGAACCGCAUCCGACACUUCCCGGCGUCCGCUAGGCUGCAACUUGGAAUGCCCAGGGAGCGGUCCGGCUCCUGCGACCGCUUCGCCGCGUCUAGGGAAGCUGCGCUCCGGAUUUGGAGGCGGAGACCUCAGGCGGCGGAGACCUCCGGCGGCGGCUGCAGAGGGACGAGCCGGGCGCAGGAGGGGGCGCGCUUUCUCUCAGCGGGUCUCAGUAAUGAGGAGACUGAGUUUGUGGUGGCUGCUGAGCAGGGUCUGUCUACUGCUGCCGCCGCCCUGCGCACUGGUGCUGGCCGGGGUGCCCAGCUCCUCCUCGCACCCGCAACCCUGCCAGAUCCUCAAGCGCAUCGGACACGCGGUGAGGGUGGGCGCGGUGCACUUGCAACCCUGGACCACGGCCCCACGCGCAGCCAGUCGCGCUCAGGACGGCGGCAGGGCGGGUGCCCAGAGAGAUGAGCCAGAGUCGGGGACGUGGCGGCCACCGGCGCCCUCGCAAGGCGCACGUUGGUUGGGGAGCGCCCUGCAUGGCCGGGGUCCACCCGGCUCCCGAAAGCUCGGGGAGGGCUCCGGGGCCGAGACUCUGUGGCCGCGAGAUGCCCUACUGUUCGCUGUGGAAAACCUGAACCGUGUGGAAGGGCUCCUACCCUACAACCUGUCUUUGGAAGUAGUGAUGGCCAUCGAGGCGGGCCUGGGCGAUCUGCCGCUUAUGCCCUUCUCUUCCCCGAGCUCACCAUGGAGCAGUGACCCUUUCUCCUUUCUGCAGAGUGUGUGCCACACCGUGGUGGUACAAGGGGUGUCGGCGCUGCUGGCCUUCCCCCAGAGCCAGGGCGAAAUGAUGGAGCUGGACUUGGUCAGCUCUGUCCUGCACAUCCCAGUGCUCAGCAUAGUGCGCCACGAGUUUCCGCGGGAGAGUCAGAAUCCCCUGCACCUACAGCUGAGUUUAGAAAAUUCACUAAGUUCUGAUGCUGAUGUCACUGUCUCAAUCCUGACCAUGAACAACUGGUACAAUUUUAGCUUGUUGCUAUGCCAGGAAGACUGGAAUAUCACCGACUUCCUCCUCCUUACAGAGAAUAACUCCAAGUUUCACCUCGAGUCUAUCAUCAACAUCACUGCUAACCUAUCCUCCACAAAGGACCUUCUAAGUUUCCUGCAGGUUCAGCUGGAAAACAUUAAAAACAGCACACCCACGAUGGUGAUGUUUGGCUGUGACAUGGAGAGUAUCCGGCAAAUAUUUGAAAUGUCCACACAGUUUGGGCAAUCACCUCCUGAACUUCACUGGGUUUUAGGAGACUCCCAGAAUGUGGAGGAACUGAGGACAGAAGGCCUGCCCUUAGGGCUCAUUGCUCAUGGAAAAACCACACAGUCUGUCUUUGAGUACUAUGUUCAGGAUGCCAUGGAGUUGGUUGCAAGAGCUGUAGCCACGGCCACCAUGAUCCAGCCAGAACUUGCUCUCCUUCCCAGCACAAUGAACUGCAUGGAUGUGAAAACAACAAAUCUCACUUCUGGACAAUAUUUAUCAAGGUUCUUAGCCAACACCACUUUCAGAGGUCUCAGUGGUUCCAUCAAAGUAAAGGGAUCCACCAUAAUCAGCUCAGAGAACAACUUUUUCAUCUGGAACUUGCAGCAUGACCCUAUGGGAAAGCCAAUGUGGACUCGCCUGGGUAGCUGGCAAGGGGGAAGGAUUGUCAUGGACUCUGGAAUAUGGCCAGAGCAGGCCCAGAGGCACAAAACCCACUUCCAUCACCCAAACAAGUUGCACUUGAGGGUAGUGACAUUGAUUGAACACCCAUUUGUUUUCACAAGAGAAGUAGAUGAUGAAGGCUUAUGCCCUGCUGGACAACUCUGUCUAGACCCUAUGACUAAUGACUCUUCCCUACUGGACAACCUGUUUAGCAGCCUGCAUAGCAGUAAUGAUACAGUGCCAAUCAAGUUCAAGAAGUGCUGCUAUGGGUAUUGCAUUGAUCUGCUGGAACAGCUAGCAGAAGACAUGAACUUUGACUUUGACCUCUAUAUUGUAGGGGAUGGAAAGUAUGGAGCUUGGAAAAAUGGUCACUGGACUGGGCUGGUUGGUGAUCUUCUGAGUGGAACAGCCAACAUGGCAGUCACUUCUUUCAGCAUCAAUACUGCUCGAAGCCAGGUGAUAGAUUUCACCAGCCCCUUUUUCUCAACCAGUUUGGGCAUCUUAGUGAGGACUCGAGACACAGCAGCUCCAAUAGGAGCCUUCAUGUGGCCACUCCACUGGACCAUGUGGCUGGGGAUUUUUGUGGCUCUACAUAUCACUGCCAUCUUUCUCACUCUGUAUGAAUGGAAGAGCCCAUUUGGUAUGACUCCUAAGGGGAGGAACAGAAACAAAGUCUUCUCCUUCUCCUCAGCCUUGAACGUCUGCUAUGCCCUCCUGUUUGGCAGAACAGCAGCCAUUAAACCCCCAAAAUGCUGGACUGGAAGGUUUCUGAUGAAUCUUUGGGCCAUUUUCUGUAUGUUUUGCCUUUCUACAUACACAGCAAACUUGGCUGCUGUCAUGGUAGGUGAGAAGAUCUAUGAAGAGCUUUCUGGAAUCCAUGACCCUAAGCUUCAUCAUCCUUCUCAAGGCUUUCGUUUUGGAACUGUCCGGGAAAGCAGUGCUGAAGACUAUGUGCGGCAGAGCUUCCCAGAGAUGCAUGAGUACAUGAGAAGGUACAACGUACCAGCCACCCCUGAUGGAGUGCAGUAUCUGAAGAAUGAUCCAGAGAAACUAGAUGCCUUCAUCAUGGACAAAGCCCUUCUGGAUUAUGAAGUGUCAAUAGAUGCUGACUGCAAGCUUCUGACCGUGGGAAAGCCAUUUGCCAUCGAAGGAUAUGGCAUUGGUCUUCCUCCCAACUCUCCACUGACCUCUAAUAUAUCUGAGCUUAUCAGUCAGUACAAGUCUCACGGGUUUAUGGAUGUGCUUCAUGACAAGUGGUACAAGGUGGUUCCCUGCGGAAAGAGAAGCUUUGCUGUCACUGAGACUUUGCAAAUGGGCAUCAAGCAUUUCUCUGGACUCUUCGUGCUGCUGUGCAUAGGGUUUGGCCUCUCCAUCUUGACAACUAUUGGUGAACACAUAGUGUACAGACUGCUGCUACCACGAAUCAAAAACAAAUCCAAGCUGCAGUACUGGCUGCACACCAGUCAGAGGUUUCACAGAGCACUAAAUACAUCAUUUGUAGAAGAAAAGCAGCCACGUUCCAAGACAAAACGUGUGGAAAAGAGCAGAUGGAGAAGAUGGACCUGCAAGACAGAAGGGGACUCUGAACUGUCUCUAUUUCCUAGGUCCAACAUGGGACCCCAGCAGCUCAUGGUAUGGAACACUUCCAAUCUCAGUCAUGACAACCAACGGAAAUACAUCUUUAAUGACGAGGAAGGACAAAACCAGCUGGGUACCCAGACCCACCAGGACAUCCCUCUCCCUCCAAGGAGAAGAGAGCUCCCUGCCUCACUGACCACCAAUGGGAAAGCAGACUCCCUCAAUGUAGCUCGGAACUCGGUGAUGCAGGAACUCUCUGAGUUGGAGAAGCAGAUCCAGGUGAUCCGCCAGGAGCUGCAGUUGGCUGUAAGCAGGAAGACAGAACUGGAGGAGUAUCAAAGGACAAACCGGACUUGUGAAUCCUAGGCUGUGUCUCUGCUCCCUUUCUCAGCCCCUGGUAUUCUGGAGCCCUUUGAGGCACUUUGUAAAGCUCUUUUAUACUCACUGACAAAGGUGUGUGUGAGGUCUGACAAUGAAGUGUGCUGUUCUCAGCCUAAGAUGCAGCAGCAGCUCUGCCCAUAUACGCCCCAGGUCUCCAGGGUAGGAAUUUUUCCAAUAAUAGGAACCUAGAGUUAGUCGGGAGUAAAGUCUGUCUAAGGGGAUCGGUGAGCUGCCAGACAACUCCGGCUCCUGUCAACCUUUUCACCUGGUGCCACAAAAAUAUUUCUGGUUUUUAGCCCUUUCUCUGCACCUCAACAAGAGAUAAAAACUGAUGCUCAUACCUAUGUCUUACUGUGUUGGUUUUCAAUAUUAUUACAGAAUAGAAUUACCCAAGGUUUCAGAUUUGAUACAACUCCCCAAUCUAGAUUUGUUCUAACAUUUUGAAUGAGCAGGGCAGGAGCCAGAAAAACUGGGACAG
Molecule: messenger RNA, 4560 nt
Organism: Arvicanthis niloticus (Nile rat)
Lineage: Eukaryota; Metazoa; Chordata; Mammalia; Rodentia; Muridae
Gene: Grin3a
Product: glutamate ionotropic receptor NMDA type subunit 3A
Biological process (GO): monoatomic ion transport
Cellular component (GO): membrane
Molecular function (GO): signaling receptor activity; ligand-gated monoatomic ion channel activity
Source: RefSeq, a predicted model, not a curated record